AUGAAUACGCCGCAGACUCCCGGCAUGAACCGUGCCGCUGCCAUCAAUCGUGCGACCACCGGGGCGAACAAGCUCUGGGCUGGCACGGUGAAUAUUCAACCGAACGCAAAAACUGGCGCACACCACCAUGGAGCGUUGGAGAGCGUGAUUUACGUAGUGAAUGGACGCGCGCGUAUGCGGUGGGGAGAGCAGCUUGAAUUUGUCGCAGAGGCGGGUCCUGGCGAUUUCAUCUAUGUACCGCCCUUUGUACCGCACCAAGAAAUUAACGCCAGCACGGACGAACCCCUCUCCUGCGUCUUGGUGCGAAGCGGUCAAGAGCCGAUUGUUAUCAACUUGGACAUUGAACCGGUGGAGCCACCGGAGGAAGUCUAUUGGGUUGACCCGAUCCACCCUGAACCAUAA
Molecule: messenger RNA, 402 nt
Organism: Geodia barretti
Lineage: Eukaryota; Metazoa; Porifera; Demospongiae; Tetractinellida; Geodiidae
Source: the annotation of a GenBank genome assembly